Messenger RNA from Syngnathoides biaculeatus (alligator pipefish), 2609 nucleotides. It is a transcript of the gene prelid3b, whose product is annotated as PRELI domain containing 3. The transcript has 6 exons. Gene Ontology annotation, biological process: phospholipid transport. Gene Ontology annotation, cellular component: mitochondrial intermembrane space. Lineage: Eukaryota; Metazoa; Chordata; Actinopteri; Syngnathiformes; Syngnathidae. The record is from RefSeq and is a predicted model, not a curated record. Bases 531 to 1115 code for a protein of 194 amino acids. Gene Ontology annotation, molecular function: phosphatidic acid transfer activity.
UCUGAGGGAAGGAACAAAAAAACGCAGUUCUGAAGUGGAAGGAAGCAAGGUGAAGUGAUGGGAGGAAAGCGGGGAGGAAAGAGGACAGAAAAGUAUGCUUAAGCAAAAGAAAAAAGGAAGGAAGGGACAAAGAAAAAUACAGGAAUGAAGUACGAAUGAAAGAAAAAAGGACAUGAUGAAUGAUUGGAGGCAAGAUAAAAAAGCAAAACUGAGGGUAGGAAGGAAGAUAAAACCUUGGACACAUAGUUAAAAAAAAAUGCCUUCGUGUUAUGUCACUCAGCUCUAUUUUAACACGCUAUCAGCUGCCUGCAAAAGAAAAAAAUGACUGACAGGAGGCUUCUCACGCGCCGCGUUGCAUGCCUGAACACCGGAAGUGCGUCAUCGUGGUCACAUGACUGCUCCCGAGAACCGGAGGAAGAGGGAGAGGAGAGGCUAGUAGCAAGCAAGCGAAGAAGUGCUUGAACCGGCCGGCGUCACUCUGACAAAUCACCCCAGCGAAUUCCAUCCAUCCGGACCCAACUCGCCCCACAAUGAAGAUUUGGACCUCGGAACACAUAUUCAAUCACCCAUGGGAGACGGUGACCAAGGCCGCGAUGCAAAAGUAUCCCAAUCCAAUGAAUCCCAGCGUGUUCGGGGUAGACGUUUUGGACCGGACUGUGGACCAACAGGGCCGCCUACACAGCAAAAGGCUUCUCAGCACUGAGUGGGGUCUUCCCUCUAUUGUAAAGUCCAUCAUUGGCAACACGCGGACGUGCACAUACAUUCAAGAGCACUCAGUUGUGGAUCCACACGAGAAGCGUUUGGAACUUCAGUCUACAAAUAUCACGUUCACUAACUUGGUGUCUGUGGAUGAGAAGUUAACGUAUAAACCCCACCCUGAGGAUUCUAAAAAAACAAUCCUGACACAAGAAGCUAUCAUCUCUGUAAAAGGAGUAAGUCUCAGCAGCUACCUGGAGGGCGUUCUCGCAAGCACCAUCUCGACCAAUGCGGGGAAGGGCCGUGAAGCCGUGGAGUGGGUGAUCCGACGGCUCAACACUGAAAUCGAGGAGCUGGCGGCGACGGCGCGCGGGGCGAUACGCACCCCCAUGGCCGCCGCCACCGUCACUGACAAAUGACCUCUGCUUUCUAUUUUUACAACAUAGCGCCCCCCCCCCCCCCCCCCAUACUCUUGACACCGCCUGCUGCCUCUUCUGUGUUGUGUACGCAAUACGACGGUGUACCUGCAUAGAAGCAGCAAGCUUCGGUGCAGUGUCAGGGACCGGUCGUGGGCACUCAGGAAAAUGUGGACAUUGUGGGGGGGUGAAGGUGCCAAAUGUCUCUCAGGCUGGAUUUACACUGCAUGGUUCCAGUGACAAGAUUUAUUUAUUUUUUGCUCUCAAGUGGUACAAUUGUGAUACAUGCCAAGGCAGCGUAAAAAGAAAAUAAAUCACAGGGAAUUAGAAAGCUUCAUAUUAGAAUCAGGGCACUUCCAAAGGUGCCAGUGUGAGUGAGGAGUAAACAGACAGAUGGGAUAUACCACAUCAAUGCCAAUUUGUCGUCAUUGUAAUCCAUCAAUGGGUGAAGGAAAAUACAUCCAAAUCAUAGAUGGUUAACAUGGUCUAAAUAUGCUACAUUUCAGGUGUGCUCAUCAUUAAAUAAGAAAAAUAAUUGCGUACAGUGGCCAUUCAAAUUAAGGGGGGUCAGCAUAGGCUCCCUAAAUGCCUUGUCUGGUUCUGUGUUGUCGCUGCCAGCUGAUGACAUUAGUGGAGUUAUUUCAGUGCAAUUGCGGGCAGGUUCCAUGUGUGAACACAGCCAUAUUGGAUGUGUCACCUGAAACGAACGUGAAAAUGGAAAAGAAAAAAAUCUGAUAUAAAAUCAGAAUUGGGCGGUUGGACCAGGAGUGUCAAUCCAGCCUCAGAAAAGCACCAUAGUUAAUAACAGUGUUGUUAACCUGGCACAUGUUGAGCAAAUGUGCCAAUCGUGGCAUGAAAAACUGUUGAGCGCACAGAGCAAUGCACUGUCAUGACAUUGCAAAAAGAUCCAUACAAGGAAAUGGUAGUGGAAGUAGUUUCCUUUAUGGGAAUGGUUGUAUACAUUGAAGUGGUUUUCCGUAUCGGAGGAUACAGUAAAUGGCACAAAUAUUUUUAUUUUUUUUUCCCGGGUGCUGGAGUUGCUGCUUCAACCCUCUUCUGCGACCUCUUUGGUAACAUUCUGUACUGGGCACCAGUAUAUAACCUUGUAAAUUAUUAGGUGUUAUUUAAUAGUCAAGUAUUUAAGUUGUAUGAAGGGAUCAAGUUACCUUGCGGCGAUUGCAUUUUGAUGAUGUGUAAAAUGGUUGGUAGUUCCUUUGCUCCCAUGAAUAAGAAAGCUGCUGCUUAGGCUGCAGUCGUUCUCCAUUUGCACUUCCAAUUAAGCUGGUGCAUAUUGCAUACGGAUGGAGCUCAACAUUUACUUAGGUUUUCAUAUUGUGACAAUUGAACAGUGUUUUUUUUUGUGUUAGUAUUUUUUUAAUGUAGCACAUUUAUAUGAAAUAAGACUUUUAAAUGGACCGAGUUGGGGAUUGUAAUUUGUGCCUCUGUAAAACGGUCAUGCCAAGUCUGGAGAAUGUCCUCAUAUAUUAAAAGCAUUUU